AUGUCGAACUUUGAGCCAUUGCCCGCGCAGCCAGACUGGCGAGAACAGUACUCAGGGUUCUCGCUUCCGGGUGACAAUGAGUUGCUUCAACCACCAUUCGAGCGGGCUACAAGCUCGAGUAUAGCGGACAAUGCCCGGAACCAACACCAAAGCGGUUCAAGGCCACAGUUGGAGCACCGACACAGCCUGGGUCCGCUGAGCCAGGAGAGUCAGCCUGCUGCGAUCAUAGAAAGACCUGACUCUGCCCCUGGGGAUUUUAGCCAUCAAGUGAACGACGCAACUCGCGACGACUCUCUCGUUUCAACAGAAUCGACAUCAAUAUCACUUGGAUCACUUGGGUCGAACCCACUGAGCUCGGCAUCAAGUGCGCCAGCACAACAAGGAACACUUGCGAACAAUGAGGGAGGAGGUAGUGAAGGGGAAGUGAAGGAUGAGGAGGAUGAGCUUGACGACGAUGAUGAAAUGCUGGACGCAGAACCAGAAGAAGGCGCGACCCCACAGACAGCCGCUGAGCGUCGAGCAGAGCGCAGAAAAAUGAAACGUUUCCGCUUAACUCACCAACAAACCCGUUUCCUGAUGAGUGAGUUCGCGAAGCAAGCUCAUCCAGAUGCAGCCCACCGAGAACGACUUUCUCGAGAAAUCCCAGGUUUGAGCCCUCGACAAGUGCAAGUAUGGUUUCAAAAUCGCCGAGCGAAGAUAAAGCGAUUGACAGCCGAUGAUCGAGAGCGUAUGAUGAAGAUGAGGGCAGUACCCGAUGAUUUCGACAAUGUGCAAGCUUUGCAUUCUCCUUACGGAGCUGUGCAUGGCAUUGGGACGCCGAUGCAAUCACCAGCCGAUUUUGGCUCGAACUUCACAGACCAUAUAAUGCGGCCCUUGAUGGUAGACACGAUGAGGCGCAAUGACAACGACGACCACAUGUCACCCACGGGGCUUAGCCCAGCCUUUGGCCAUGUGGGAUUCGCUCAAGGAGGUUCCAUGGGAACACCUGAUGCACUGUCUCCAUCGUCAUUGAACUCGGCGGACCGGUACUAUCCAAGUCACCUCGCGAGCCCGUUGAGUGCGGGUCCUCGGAGCUCCAACCCCUUCGAUCGCCAGAAUAGCUACCAAACAGUGUCCCAGUCGAGACAGCAUGUCAGGCCUUUGCAGCCACUGCAGCUUCGAGAUACUUUGUCGAGGUCAAGAUCAGACUCGAUUCAGUCUCCAUUAAGGUCGAGCAUGUCCUGGAAAGGAGAAACAUUGGAUUAUGGAAACUACCAAACAGGGCAGCCGAGCCCACAAUUGACCGGUCGACAGCAAUCCGUGUAUCAGCCGGACCAAAUGAGUACUAGCAACGUUAAUGCGCAUCAAUAUGAUGCCAAUGCGUAUUCAAAUGCGAAUAUGCAAAACUCACCAACUCACAUGACGUACUCUCCGUCGCAUGGCCCUGGUGCGUCUGCGUCGACUCUUCAACAGCAGUCGCCGUCCGCGAUGUCUCGACUUCGAGCCACGUCUGGAACUUUCCCAGCAGGAUUAGAUCUUCGGACUCAGUACCGACCAAUGCCCUCGCAGGGCAAUUCUCCCCGUGGGCUGCCAGCGACACCGAGAAGCAGCUCAUUUGCAAAUGCUUUCACCGGUGGCUACGCGAGCGCGCCUCUCACGGCACCAGUGGACUUUCAACUCCCGCGGACGCCAAUCGAUGCUAGCAACCGGGAUUUCAACAUACCACAAUUGAGCGCGCCAAUGGCGCCACCACAAGAUUUUUCUAACGCUUAUAAUUCGAAUCUCAGUCCAGUUAGGGGACAGCAAGGUGAUAGAGACUUCGGUAAUCAGGGACAGAAUAAUGAGGAUCCUGGAGGCCAGGGCCCGGGUCAGGUUGGGGAUCAACAGCAAACUAGAAAUAAUGAGGAGUCUUACCUAAGACCGGGUCAGUACGAGACGGACCAAAAGCGGAGGAGUAGUUUCACCAUGCCGGGUGCAUUUGAAAGCCCAUGA
This is a messenger RNA of Hyaloscypha bicolor E, 1971 nucleotides long. RefSeq lists its product as uncharacterized. The transcript is spliced from 4 exons. The record is from RefSeq and is a predicted model, not a curated record. NCBI's taxonomy places the organism in Eukaryota, Fungi, Ascomycota, Leotiomycetes, Helotiales, Hyaloscyphaceae. Gene Ontology annotation, cellular component: nucleus. Bases 1 to 1971 code for a protein of 656 amino acids. Gene Ontology annotation, molecular function: DNA-binding transcription factor activity; RNA polymerase II transcription regulatory region sequence-specific DNA binding. Gene Ontology annotation, biological process: anterior/posterior axis specification; cell differentiation; regulation of transcription by RNA polymerase II.